GCAUCAGCAGCAGAAACAUGGCGAUGUCUACGAGCAGUGCAGCUCGUCUCUGUCGCCUGGCAGGACGAACUGUCACCUCCCUGACAGGCAGACACAGGCGGGGGGUCAGCCUGCCAGAGAGUAGAUGUUACAUAUCGACCUCGACGCGGAGCAAUCUGCAGUUUAAGCUUGAUGAGAGAACAGCUCACAGCAGUCUGGACCUCUUCAAGAAAGACACUGGCGUCAUCUACCGCAUGCUGGGCCUGGACCCCAGCCACGUGCAGCACAACCCCGAGCGUUUCCGAGACUGGGCGGUCGUGUUUGGCGACGAGAAGAUCAGUAGCGGGCGACACUACUGGGAGGUGACGGUCAAAAAGUCUCAGCAGUUUCGUGUGGGCGUGGCUGAAGCGCUGAUGUCCCGGGAGGACUGCGUGGGCACCAACAGCUCCUCCUGGGUGUUCGGCUACACUCAGCGAAAGUGGUUUGCCAUGACUAGCAACAAGAUGGUCCCCGUGACGCUGGUGGGCAAGCCGGACCGUCUAGGCAUCCUGGUUGACUAUGAAGCAGGUCUUCUGGGGCUUGUGGACACUGAGAAGCCCAGGAUCAUUCACUCCAUCAGAGUCCAGUUCAAGACUCCCAUCUGUCCCGCGUUUGGACUUUGGGACGGGGAGAUGCUGACACACUCUGGUCUGGAGGAGCCUGAAGGCCUGAAGUAGUGAAGCAUCCCUUGCAUAACGAUGACAGUAAUGGCUGAAAGUGGUACCGUGGCAACACUUUUCACACCAGUAUCUUAAAUAACUGGACAGGAAAGAAAGCAAUAUCUGUGUGGGAAUCAUUUACAUCUUAAUUAUAAGUCAAUUUUUUGUGGUCCAGUUGGUUCAUUAUCAUGACUCUUAACAAUGCAAGUUCAUACUUUUAUGUAUGUCAUUCAGCCUCAGGCAUGUGUCACAGAAGCUGUCGUGUGUACCUCAUGUAUUACCUCUUAAACUAACGGAUGUAAAAAAUGACGUGUGGUCUUUUUUGGGGAGGAGCAUUAACUGCCGAGUGGUUCUUUUAUACUUCUCUUCACAGUUACAAAGCUUAAAUCAACACAAAACCUUUUUGAGAUUCAUGUUCAUACUAUAUAUAUUGUUUAAUAAAAUAACUUCACAGAAAGUUUCACAGUUCUCUUUUGUUUACAACAAGAUGAUACAUAUUCACAGACUAAUGUUUUAUGAGGUAUCAAUUCACUGCCACACUUAAAUGAAGUGGCACACUGAAUAAAACAAUAAAAAAAAGCAUUCAUUUUUAGAAGAAUACAGGAGAGUAUAGUGUGACUCAACCAUGAAUUAAGUACAAUGCAAUCACUUUAAAAUAGAUACACUGUACUAACAAGUGGCAGUUGUAAUUUUCCUGAUUGUAUUGUACUGAAUGAGUAUGAAUGAGUAUCACUUUUAACACUAUAUGUUUUGUUCGCUUAACUAAAUGUUAUCUCUUUUUGUGUUAAAUGAACUAAACUAUGCAUUGUUCCCAGUGCCUGAGACCUGGAGAUGUUUCUGUUAAAUACAAGUAACCAAUAAAAAGAGAUCACACUAAUGAAAAUGUAGUUCCUCCAAAAAGAAACAAAUAAUAACCACAUGAAACAGAAGAUAUCAGCAAUGUAUAAACUGACCUAUGAGCCUCAGUAAACUAGAAUCAACUGCAACAAAACAGUCCUCACAGUGUUUUAGGCACAAAUGCAACAGACUCACCUCCUGUUGAGGUAGAAGAAUUAAUUAAGCAGCUUUGGAAAAUAU
This is a messenger RNA of Scomber japonicus (chub mackerel), 1754 nucleotides long. RefSeq names its product SPRY domain containing 4 (gene spryd4). NCBI's taxonomy places the organism in Eukaryota, Metazoa, Chordata, Actinopteri, Scombriformes, Scombridae. The transcript has 2 exons. The record is from RefSeq and is a predicted model, not a curated record. The coding region runs from base 18 to 695 and encodes 225 amino acids. Gene Ontology annotation, molecular function: protein binding.